GUGCCUACAUCUAUAGGAUGCGUAAUGCGGAUGUCAGUGCAAAGCAUUAAUGCUUUUAUAUAUUAAAAAGCAUUAAUGCUUUGUACUUACUGUUUGUACUUAGAUCCAUUUGUAGCUAAAAAAGAUAAUCUGAAAGAAAAAGAACCUGUAAACGCAAAUAUUCUUCAAAAAAAUGAUGACUAGCAAAUUAUAUUGUAUUGUUCACUUUCUGGACACUGAUGAAGUGGAAAUUGCUCCUAAAACCUGGAUUAAAUGUACUGAUGUUGAUGAACAUCUUGAAUGUUAUUGGCCACUAUUUAAAUCUCAGCAAAAAAUUUUAAAAGCUGUUUAGACAUGCGUUGAUGUUGAAACUGAUAAAUGGAAGAGUUACAAAGCAAGAAUUUUGAAAAAUUAUGAUUCAUAUGAAAGUGCAGUAAAAGAUAUUACAAAAGCAAAAGAAAAAUCUGAUUUGGUGACUGAUGUUUUAGACGUAGACGAUGGAACAAUGCAAUGUAAACAAAAACGAGCAAGGAAUUCAUACUUGCCUUUAUCAGACACUGAUAUAUGCAGUAGUCCAGAAAUAAAUUUUUGUUUGCAAAAAGGCAACUCGCAACUAGCUAAACCGAAAAAAAAUCUGAGCAAAAGUCUGGCACAAAAAAGCCAUAAAAAGUUAAGUAUAGAGUACGAAGAUCUUCCUGAGCCACCUGUUUUUUCAAAUUCUCACUUAAAUUUUAACACUCCAGAACAUGUGACAAGCAGAUCAAGUAGCCUGCCUAGCAUUCUGUCAUCAUUUUCUAAACCUCAUGGAAAGCCACUUUUAAAAGAAUUUCCAUUAUGCUCUUCAGAUGGAUGGCUGUAUUCAGUUGCAACACCUGUAGAACAGAAACUAAUUCUUCUUCUUGAAGAAAUUAAAGCGCAAGGAGACGAGCUUAAGGAACAAGGAGAAAAAGCUAUAAACCUGUUACAGCACCUUCCAAAAACAAAUGACGGAGAGAGUUUAAUAAGAGGAUUACCUUUCCAAUUACCAGCAACAACUGUUGAAGAGUUAAACCUUAUUAACGAUCAAGCUAAAGAAAGCGACAUUAAAGGAAGACUGACAAGAUUUCUUGGAUUGGUUGGCGGGCUCAAUGUAAAGUCAACUACCAGAGCAGUGCUAAGUCGUUUACUGAUCACAGAUGUAGCAAAGUCAUGUAAUUGGAAGGGAAAAGGAAAUAAGAUUGCAUUUAGCAAAAUGUACCUUGUUGGAAUUGUUUGUGAUGCAGUAAGAAGAAAUCCAGCAACAAGUCAAGCAACAGAUAACGAGAUUGGAGUUGUUUGUCGGGACUGGUUUAAACAUGCAAGUGAUCGAGAUGGAGGAAGACAACGUCGUGCCAAUCGUUUAUGUCUACAUUAACUAUUAUAUAAAGCCUUUAUAAUAUAUAUAAAUAAAUCUUUUUUAUUUUUUA
This is a messenger RNA of Hydra vulgaris (swiftwater hydra), 1424 nucleotides long. RefSeq lists its product as uncharacterized. The record is from RefSeq and is a predicted model, not a curated record. NCBI's taxonomy places the organism in Eukaryota, Metazoa, Cnidaria, Hydrozoa, Anthoathecata, Hydridae.